AAAUUUUAUUAUUUUAUAUAUUGUGAAUAAAGAUUUAUAUAGCAGUGCCUUUUUAUGUUUGAAAAUUGGUACUUUUUCUCUUUCUCCCUCUCGUUUUCUAUGCUUUGCGCGGUGUUGCCAGUUGUUAAAGGCUUCCUUACAUUGUUAUUCCGGGAUUGGAGGUGUUGUAUUAUUCAUCAGGAAAACGUGGAGUGAUUGGUGUGUAACUGGAUGCAUAAUAAAAUUUUACAAAAGUGUAAUAACCAAAGUUACAAUGAUUCGAAGAAGUAGAAGCAGGGGCCCUAGAAGCUACAACAGCAGACGCCACUCGGAAAGCUAUAACAAUGAUAACUUCAGGGAGAAAGAUGAGCGACAAAGCAGAUUUUCUAAAACAAACAGAUACGGAAAUAGCAGGAGACCCAAUCCACAUAAUGAGUACAAUUCACGAAGAAGAAGACUUUCCACUAGUCCUGUGUCAGAUGAUAAAAGUCAAGACUUGCGCCCUAAUCAUAAUAUAUCUUAUGAAUUGAAUAGAUUGGAAACUGAAGAGGUUUCACCAGUAUCAAACAAUGAUAACAGAUUAGACAGAUUGGAGAAAAUGGUCGAAAUGUUGGUAUCCAAAAAUCAAGCUCAUACUGUGGUCCCUGAUUUGCCCCAAGGUGCACCAGAUACAAGCAAUGGUAACAUCCCUGAAUUGGUUCCAAGAAACAGUAUGUUUACAACAUCAAUGUGGCUGAAUGUGAUUGAAGAGCUCUCUGUUAAGGAAAACUUGAACGAAAGACAAACUAUUGAGCUAGUAAUUAAUAAAAUGACUGGUGUUAUUAAAGCCUGGUAUAACAGUAUAUCAAGGUAUAAUUUUUCAUGGCCAGAACUAAAACUAUUGAUUGUGAAAACUUUUCCAGACAAUGAAAAUUUUGCCAGUACAUUGUCAAAACUGGUGUUCAGAAAAAAGGAGUCAGAUGAGUCCUGGACCAAUUACUUCUUCAGCAAAUUGUACAUGACAGAGGCUUGUAAAAUAACUGGUGCAGAUGCAGUUUCUUGUAUUAUUGAUGGAUUUAACAAUGAAGCCAUGCAGGCUGAUGCCACACAAAAUAACUACCUCACUCCUGAAUCACUUUAUUCAAUGUUUAUGGUAUAUUUGCCUGAAAAUGGUAAUAGUCUAGAAGAGCAGCAAGAAUCAUAUGUGGAACCAUAUGUAGUAUCACCUGGAAGAGAGGAAAGGAAGUCUGAUGAAUUCGAGAGGAACAAUCACAGAUAUUAUAAUACAGGCUACAAAAAGAAAUUUUAUGAAUAUAAAGCAAAGACACUGCCAUAUGGAGACUGCAGAAGAAAAAUUGAGGAAAAGAAGAGAACAAACAGAUGGGGAAAUAACAUUCACCAGUAGCAAUUGAUAAGAAACUAACACAAUGUAAAUAGAAUUAAUACUAGUUAUUCUUAUCAGAAGAAUUUACAAAAUGUGUAAAUAAUAUGAUUCUACUGAUUGCAACAAUUAUUGAAAAAUAUUUUAGUGCUCAGUUAAAUGUCUUACCAGGGAUUAAAUUUCAUAAAUUGUGUGUUGUGAAAGAAGAGGAUUUUAUACUGUGGAGAAUGUUACAAAAUAAAAUUUGUGAAGGAGUUAUUUACUGAUUCAACUAUUUCGAACCUCUGGUGCUUUUAAACUUUUGUGUUUUUCGAAUGCAUUUAUUUUUGUUGGAAGAUCUGUUUGGAAAAUUUGAUGUCAAGCCAACCUACAUUUUUUUACUAUUGUGGUAAUUAAGAGGAUGCUUUGGAAUAUAAAUGGUUCGCUCUAAGGCCAAAGCUAUGGAUGACAUCUUUUACAAAUAUUAAUAAAUAUGUAAGAUAACUAGGUUAUGUGUUUUUUAUAAUGAAAAAAAUCUUUAAGAAACUAAUAAACUGUUUUUUUUU
Molecule: messenger RNA, 1884 nt
Organism: Aethina tumida (small hive beetle)
Lineage: Eukaryota; Metazoa; Arthropoda; Insecta; Coleoptera; Nitidulidae
Exons: 3
Coding region: 254-1363 (369 amino acids)
Source: RefSeq, a predicted model, not a curated record